AAAAUAUCUCCUCGUCUCCUCCCGUCUCCUCGUCCUCAUCCACGGCGAGUCCGCGUCAUCCACACGAGCCCACCCAAAACCCAAAACCCUACUGCGCCCAUGGCUUCGCCGCCGCCGCCGCCGCCGCAGCCACCUAGCCCCUCCGCCGCCACGGCGGGGGCGGCAGCGGCGCCGGUGGACGCGCUGUUCCUCCAGAACCUGAUGAGCCGGGUCCAGCUCCGCCCGCCCUUCCUCGACACCAACUCCUUCCUCACCCAGGACCUCGACGAGUUCCUCCUCAACGAGUUCGCCGCGCUGUCGGCCGCCGCGGGGGCCUCCGACGAUGACGACGACGGCGAGGAUGGGGAAGGGGAGGGAUCCGAUGGGGAGGUGGUCUCCGGGGAGGCGAGGCGGCGGCGGACGCUGGCGAGGGAGGAGGCCAAGCUGGAGAAGGAGAUCGUGCGGCUCGUGCUCGCCGGGGAGGCGGAGGAGGCGCUCAAGCCCAACUCCGGCCAGUCCGUCGCCGUCGGCGACCACCACAUCUGCGUCGGCUUCCACGACGAUUCCGGCGGUGUGUACCGCGUCUGGGAGUGGCACGGCCACGUCAUGAUCUUCGACGACGAGGAUGGCUAUUCCGCGGAGUACAUCUACGGCAACCACUUCGAGCCCCUCGCCGCCGCCACCGCCAGGGCGAAGGAGAAGGAGAGGGAGAAGAGGGAGAAGGAGCUCAGCUCGGGCCUCCGCGAUUUGAUCCUGGGCGACACUGGCAGCGGCGCCAAUGGCUCCAAGGAGAAUGGCAAGGGUGGGGCACCCAGGGUGGUGCGCAGGAACGUCGUCAAUGCCCCUGCGGCGCCUGCGAGGUAAUAAAACUCCUCUUUAGCUCUAGCGCGUGUAUUGAUGGAAGCGAGGCAUCAAUCCGAGAAACAGAAGCAAAAUAAUGAUUUGAUCUUUCCUUUUCUUCUGUAGUUGCCGCUGAGGGCGGUUUCUUUUGUUCUGAUCAGAAAUGCUAUAUACUUUGCUUCUGUUAUGAUACACAGUGUACCCAACUGGGUUUUGAGAUGGGAGUAUUUGUUCCAUAUACUACACAUAUGCUGUUCCAUUAUGUGCUUAAAUUUUUGCUGCUCAUGUGAAAGAACUUAUGCUUGCUGCACCUGUCGAUUGUGAACUUAUGAGUUAUUAUCACUAUUGUAAAGAAUUUGGUUCAUGCUUUCAAUACAAAUUGGAGAGAAUGGUCUUCCCUGUGCA
Molecule: messenger RNA, 1224 nt
Organism: Oryza sativa Japonica Group (Japanese rice)
Lineage: Eukaryota; Viridiplantae; Streptophyta; Magnoliopsida; Poales; Poaceae
Source: RefSeq, a predicted model, not a curated record